This is a messenger RNA of Thelazia callipaeda (thelaziosis nematode), 1713 nucleotides long. NCBI's taxonomy places the organism in Eukaryota, Metazoa, Nematoda, Chromadorea, Rhabditida, Thelaziidae. The record is from the annotation of a GenBank genome assembly.
AUAGCUGUUGAUUUGUGCAAGAUGGCUUAUUCUGAUUUAGAGGAUUUUGGAAGCACUAAUCAGAGCUCCUUAUUAGAACAUAAAUAUUUAUCUGAAGAUGAUCCAUUGUUGAUCAGUUCUUUACAUAGUCUCGAUGAAGAUUUGCAUCUUUCAUCGUUUAGUGAUUCGGAGCAGUUGGAAGAGUCAUUGAACAUUGCUGAAUGUGCUACGAGUUCUAAUUGUAACAUCAUUCAGCAGAAAUGGAAAAGUAUAGCACCGUUAACUACUCGUAAAAAAGCUACGAUUGAAAAAUGUGAAUUUUGCGGAAUAAUUCUUAAAUACCCUUCAAAAAUUGAGGCGCAUCGGCGAACACAUACAGGAGAAAAGCCAUAUAAGUGUCAGAUUUGUGGUUUAAGAUUUACCCAACGUACACCUAUGAGGAUGCAUAUACGUCGCCAUAUAGGUCUCACACCAUAUCAAUGUACUUGGGGAUGUGGCAAACAUUUUGUUUCCAAUGCACUAAGAAAUGCACACGAACUUCAUGUGCAUUUGAGAACUAAAAGGCUUGGUCCACCUCAGCCACAUCUAAAACCAGCAAAGUACUUUUUAUCGCUGAAAGUAAAUGAAGAAACUCGUAAUGAAGAAGUUACCAGUGUUUCUGGCAGUCAAGAAUCUUCGUCGGAAACUUCUGAAAUAAGCAAUGAAAUGAGUGGUGGUUUGGAUACUAAAGAAUUUUCAUUUGAAGAAACAUCAGUAGAUGGCAUUGAGGACGGGGAAGUAGUAGAUGAAAUGGUUUCAUCGAAUGCACCAGUCAGAGGACGAAGAAUAAAAAUGCGUCGGAAGAAAGCAAUGGUUACUCAGUGCAAAGAGUGUGGCUUACUUCUGAAACAUCCGUCAAAAAUUCAAGUACAUAUGCGCACGCAUACUGGUGAACGCCCUUUCAAAUGUACUUUUUGUGCAAUGCGAUUUGCAACUGCAAAUCCCUUAAAAUUGCAUUUACGGCGUGUUCAUACAGGUGAGAAACCGUUUGAAUGUUCAUGGAAUUGUGGACGACGUUUCGUCUCAGUAUCUGUUCGUAAUGAACAUGAAAGAAUCGUACAUGUUGGUAUCAAAAGUUAUAUGCAUAUGAUAAAGAAACUGAAGUCAAAAAAGAUUGCUUUGCUGGUGACUUGGUACCGCUGUACGAUAAAUGAUUGUCAGCAGUUCUUCACUCGUCGUCGUUAUUUAUUAUUGCAUCAAGCAAGGAAACAUAAAGAUAUCACGGAAAAAGCUGAGAAUGCAAUCCAUUCCGUGCUUGAUAUGGUAAAACAAGAACAAGAAAUGAUAAAAAAUCCAGUGUUAUCGUACAAAAUAUCAAAUACUGAUCCUGCAGAAGAAACUUGGGCAGCUGAUGAUGGUAUCAGUCCUUCAAGAGGAGAAGUUGUUACUAAGGUUUUAAUUGACGAAAUGGAUGAAUCGUUACUACCAGAAAAUCAUUAUGUAUAUCCAGAUGAAGCCUCUUAUUUUGGUCAUUAUGAUGAAAUCAGUUUGGAACAUGAAGUAAAGCAGCAAGAGUUUCUGGAAAGUCAUUACUUUUCGAAUGCGGAUAAUUCAACCAUGUCUGUUAACUUUGACGUCGAGAAUUUCGGUAAUUUUGAUAUAGAUACUCGUUAUUCAAUGUGUGAAGAAAACACCGCACUCACGCUUAAUUAUGAUCAUAUUCAUGAAACAAAAAUAAUGGCGUCAAUGACAUAG